AUGAUGAUUGAAGUACAUGCACGUAACACUCUCUAAGAGGAAAGUAAUCAUCUUACUACAAAGGUUGACAAUAAAAGUAAAGAAGCUAAUAGUACAAUAAUGUUCACUAGAGUAUAUAUGCUUUGCAUUUUGAUAUCAGCCAAUGAUAGUGGACUUUUAUUUUUGAUGGUAAAUUAUUUAUAAUAUUAAAGAAAUAACUUAAAAUAAGUUAAAAGCUAUUAUAACUGUUCCAAACAAAUGAAGAUUUUAGACAAUUAUUUUAAGGAAUUUAUUAAUAUUUAGUCUCAGAAGAAUUAGAGCUUUGA
Molecule: messenger RNA, 305 nt
Organism: Paramecium primaurelia
Lineage: Eukaryota; Ciliophora; Oligohymenophorea; Peniculida; Parameciidae
Source: the annotation of a GenBank genome assembly